Molecule: messenger RNA, 5797 nt
Organism: Rhopilema esculentum
Lineage: Eukaryota; Metazoa; Cnidaria; Scyphozoa; Rhizostomeae; Rhizostomatidae
Source: RefSeq, a predicted model, not a curated record
AAAGUGUCUCAAUUUGAGCUGCAGAGGAGGGAGUUGGAUGGUGGGGUAGUUUAAUCGGCUUCUUGGGAGACAUCAAGUUCUAUUAAUGCAAUUUCAGUUGAAAAUUGUGUCAUGAUUCAGGCUACUUUAGGAAAACAAUAUAAUCAUCAGGUUGCCCGAUGAUCGCAUCAACCGUGAACCUCGGAGUAGCAACUUAGAACCGGACCUGUUCUAUACACCAAAUAGCGGAUCCAGCUCUGUUACGACAUCGAACACUUUAUGACAGACCGGUAAGCAAUAAUUUUCAUUAAAUAAUGGUUAUAUAUUUCAAUUGAACGAAUUCAGUCAAGAACGAGUACAAUAGAUUUGAAACCAAUCACUUAUUCGUUCUAAAAAUAUUAAUGGAAACAUUAAAUUUUCAAUUCAAUUUAAACUACAAUUACAAAUCUCACUAUUACAAUGUAAUUUGCACUUGGCUAGCCUGGUUUUACAAGAAAAUACUAUAACCAUUCUAAGGUCAAAGGGAAAACUGAGAAAAGUAACACAACCAGAAUUCAAAAGGAUGUAAUUCUGGAUUAGUCCAUGGUUUAUUUUUGCAACAAAAUAUAUAGUACGUAGUAUAUGGUUGGCAAAGUUGGAAAGUUUAGAGAUGAGAUACCGUUUUUGUUGUUGAUCGAUGGAGAGAGAGUCACACAUUUUGAAGAAGAAGGUGAUGCAGGAAUUGCCAAAGAUGCCAAGAGAGCUCAUAGAAAGAUUCACAAAAGAGACACCUUUGAACUGCCGCUGUAAAUCAUAUAGGAGAGAAGCAUACUUGCUGUGUUUUCUUGUUGCAUUUGAGUCAAGAUUGGAUUCAAAACCAACAGUUAGCUCUAAGAUGUAUAGGUAAUUGUUGUUAGUCUUCAAGAGAAGAUCUGGGCGAAGGUUUUCUCCAGUUAUGAUUGAUGGUGAAAGAUAGCCAGGAUAUCAGCGUAGAUGGUAGAUUCAUUAACAGCUUUAAGAGACGUUGCUAGAAAAUUUAAGAUAGAGUUAUGACGCCAGGUGUAUCGGCCUUGUUCAAGAUAUGUUUUGCAGCCAGCAACAACGUGAAGGAGGGUUUCUGGCAGAAAACAGAAGGAACAGUCUGAAGUCUGGCUCAAGUUCCACUUUUUCAGGUUUUUCUGUGUGGCAAGGGUAUUCUUUAGGUACCUUAUUGUGAAAUUGAAAAUAUUUUGAGGCAUGCUGCCUUGCACCUUGGACCAAAGUGCUGCCAAUUAGCAAAACCUGCAUAUCAAAUAAAAUUAUGUAUGAUGUAUGUAAUAUUGUAAGAAGCAAGGUGUACUCAGCAAAUACCAGUCACAUGAAUUCUUCUUAAUUGUUUCGAAAACAUAAAUAAAAGUAAGCAUAGUCCUUGCUCAUAAGGUUAUGCUAUUCAUUAGGAAUUCUUAUUUGCGUGUUUUGCAGAAAGAAAGCUGUUUUGAGCACCGCCUUUUUAGCUUCAACAGUGGCUUCAGCUUGGUGGGUACAAACUACCCGCAUGGAUGAAAACAUUAUAGGUUUUAUUGUGUAUAUCAAGUCUUCUGUUUUGGAUCAAGCAAAACAAUCAAAUGAUUUGUUUUCUUCGAUUUUUGUUAUGUAGUUAAUGUCUUUGCCACCACGAACUGUCCUGAGUAUAUCCAUAAAUUGGUAUUUUCCUGUUUCUAGAAAUGGUAUAUAUUCUUUAGUUGAACUUGUUGCUGUGCAAUCUGAGAUUAUACUUUUUCUGCAAUGACGAAAGCGGUUUCGGAGCGUUUGAAAUACCGAUUUUUCUUGCGCCUGCACUGUUGUGAUGGCUGAAAGGCCUUCAUUUGAGCAAUUAAAAAUGGAGCAGUUUCAGACUUCUUAAAGAAUUUUAAAUUGAACCAUGCAAGGACAUUAAUGAGUCAAUAACCCUUAACUGACAUAAGUUUUUGUUUUGAAUGUUUGUGGAUCUGUUUUCGUUAUUUUAACGCAAACUAUUUUCCGAAGAAGAACAGGGAUUGACACAUAGUAAUAUGUUAACACUUUAUGUUUUGGAUUUCUGUUGGCAAUCGUAAUUAGCGUCAAAUAGUAAUUGAAUUGUGAAAAUCAGGUUAUUCUUUAAGGCAAUUUGGUAUUUCCAGCUCACUUGCAACUAUUACAAACAAUCUACCAUAAGACAAUUUUCAUCGCCGUCCUUUCCCGCGUAUAUGCCAAACAGAAUUCUGCCACCCGCCAUUAAUACAAGUAAAUGGAAAACUUGAUUGAAGAGAGAGCGUGGCUGACGCUCCAAGAGCUCAAGCUGGUGGAAUUGCUGCUCAUAUUAGUAUGGCAAUGCUUGAGGGUGGAGACCCUGAGUUUCUUUCCGACACUACGAGUGAUGUCGAAUCUAUCCCAGAAGAAACAGUGAGACGUAAUAUGGCCAGCAGUCCAAAAGAGGCCGCAAAGAGCAGUCAUUUUGGAAAGACGAGGCCUAAUGCUUAUGAGCUGAAGGGUGGUCGACUGGAAACGAGAGACGAUACAGAAGAGAUCAUUCGCGGGUUUAUUCUUGAGAAAGAUAUUUUAAAGGAAGAGCAUAAGAAGGAAAAGGAGGAAAUAGUUGAUAGUUUGAUCAAGGACAGAAAUGAAUUGAUCGACAAGUUUAGGAAGCGCGUUUCGGAACUCGAAAGAAAAAUUGGUAAUGACCAAGGUGAGUCUUCUAGGCCGAAAGAUUCCGGAAUAUACAUGACAGAUAAAGGGAUGCCUAUUUAUAUAAAAAUGGAUAAGAACAAUGUCAUCAGUGCCGAGGAGUUUUUGUCAAGGCUGCGGCUUGAAGACAAGUAUGAAACGGAAAAAGAUACCCUAGAGAGGAGUUUUCGAGAUGAAAGACGGUUGUUGAAGGACAAGCUUGAGUUUGAUUACAACUCGAAACUACAGCAGGAAUCAUCCAAAUUUCGUUUGGCUGUUGAUGAUUUAAGAAGAACAAUCACUAACUUGAAGCAUGAAAACAGAAGGCUUGAGUCUGAGUUGAAAAACAAAGAGCAAGAGUCCAAUGUUAAGGAGCUUGAGAUGAAGUCGAAGUUCAAAACAAUGAAAGCGAACCUAGAAACGAGUUCCUUUAACGAGAAGAUAGCAAUAAGAGAAAAGUUUGAGGAAAAAUAUGCUAAAGAAAUGGAUGUGCAACGCGAGCGUUAUGAAAAGAUUUUUUCAGAGCUGAAAACUGAGCUACGAAGCAAAGAAAAAGAAGUCUCAAUGGUUUUCGAUAGCGUUAAGGAUUAUGAAGAAAAGGUUCAAAGGGAGCUGAGGGAAAGCGUUAGCAAGGAAUAUGAGUUUCAGUUUGAAAAACUGAGAAGAGAGAAUGAACGGCUGAGUGCACAAGUUGACAAACUGGAAAGACACAAAGACGAGCUUGCAGGUAGAGUCAAAGAACUGGACGAUAACAAUUGUAGUAAAAUGAGCAUUUUGAAUGAAUUUUCAAGUAGGUUAAAUUCGGAGUAUGAAAUAAGGUUAAAGAAAACAGUGCUAGAGAACGAAAGUUUGCGAAACAAGCUUGAAGAUCUCCAAGCCGAAAAUCAGAGCAAGGAAAGAGCCUUGAGGAACUACGAGAAAAGCAUUAAAUGCCUUGAAGAAGAGCUUUCUUCAAAACAUGUUGUUAUCAAUGACAAUGAGGAAGCAAAAGGCUAUCUACGAAAUGAAAUUAAAGAUUUUUCUCAUGAGAUUGAUCUGUUGAGAAGAGAGAAGGAUGAGUUACAGAAGUUACUCGAAGAGCACAGGAAUACUGAGAAGGCAAUGAAAAAUAGAAUGUCAUUGAAGGAAACAGAGGCAAAUAAGGCUCUUGAUAACUGUAAGAUUCUGGAGCGAGAAAAGUUGAAUCUUGAAAGAAAGAUGUCUUUACUAGGCGAGGAACUCAAGCAGUCUCAUGAAGAAAGUGAAGCGUUGAGGAGAGAGCUUAAGAAAUUCGAUGAGGAGUCCGGCUUCUUUAAAGAAAUGUUAGAUAAAGAACGCAAAGAGAGAAAUCUUCUAAGUGAACGGUUUCGUCGAGAUGCGGAGGAGAUUCGAAGAAAAGAAAGCGAAUGCUGUGUUUUACGUGAAGAAUUACGAAUGAGAGAGAACAAAAAUGAAAUGGAGCUUGAUAAUGAUGCUGAAAGGAUUGAUAAAAUCAUGGAACUGGAGGCGAAAAAUUCUGAUUUGCAAAAGAAGCUGAACGAGUUUGAAGAAAAGCAAGUGAUUGUUCUUCGAAAGGAAAGAGAAGAUAUACAAAAACAGUUUGCAAAAGAAUUUGCGAAAAGAAUACAAAUGCUAAAACGAAAUUACGAAGAGGCUUCUGAGGGCUUGAAAAAAGAAAUAAGGUUUUUGCGAUCAAAGAUUAGCGAAUUAGAAGUCACAGUGUCUGCCAAAAACCUUAAUACGAACGGAAGAAUGGAUAACAGUAUUGAGAAGAAAGUCCAGUUCCUAGAAAUGGAUGGAAAUAGACAAUGCUUCAAAUCAUCGCCCCGUGGGCAUGGAAAAAAACGAGACUUUGAUCUUGGGGACCAAAACACCAGCGGCCAAUCGUCUAGCGUUCGUAUUUUCGAUUAUGCAAUGAACCAUGAAGCCGACGCAACGUCAAGCAAAAACAAACCAAUUGCACCUGCUAUUGCUCCUUCGCAGCCACAUUUAGCAGUUGAUCGAAUUGGCAGGGCAUCUUCAAAGCCGAUUUACCAAGGUGCGUUUUCAAGACAAAGAUCAAGAUCGCUUGACUCUUCAAGUGGUAGGAACUUCGAAGGAGCUUUGAGGUCUAGUGGCUAUGCCCGAGACGGUGUAGAAAUGACAAGAAGGACUGGUAAUCCAGAUGAAGAAAAAGAGUACACAUUGCCCAGUAGAUCAAAAAGGGAUUGUAGCACAUUUAGGGAGCAAGGAUUCUUAGAGGGCGAAUAUGACCUUGAGCUAAAGGUGGAUAAUAUGAACACAGCGUCAGGCUUUGAAAAUAGACGACCUUGCAGUGAUCGGGAGCGGAGAUGUCAUACGCAUAGCAGUAAUGAAAGAAUGAUUUUAGACUUACCUCCCAAGUAUACGUCGAGUUCUAAACCUUUGCCAUUAUCUGGAGCGCUUCAAACAAGGGAAGGUUCAGCCAGGUUCUUAGGUAGAAACCAUAGAAAUUGGGAAACCGGACAUUCAACGGAUUAUCUCAAGGAAGGGUUUGAAACACAACAGGAAUGUCUAUUUCAAAGAUCUGAGCACGAACAAUUCCCAGAAAACAAUUCGCUUAACGAGAAAGAACACCGAAACAGCACAGUUAAGCAAAGGUUUGUCAGCUGUGAAACGGAGGACCAACUAAUCGAUCGAAUUUUGAAUCUUGAAGACGAAAUACGUCAAACAAGGGAUUACACUAGUGGUCUUGAAGAUAAGCUUAAACAAAAAACGAUUGAGGCUGACGACACAGCAGAGGCACUAAGGCUGCUCUACACCACCCAGGCUCAAUAUAGCAAAAUUGAUUCUGAGACUGAAAGACUGAAACACGUCAAAGAGAGUUUUAAAAGGAAUGAUGACUCCAUAGAAAGCAAAAGUAGCCAAAAUACUUUCAAGAAGAAGAUCAAGCGCCCAAAAAAUGAUAUUAAACACACUAAUAAAAAAAAUAAUUUAGAUUACAAAGAUAAAGAAAGGGAUAGAUUUAGUGACGAGAUGUCAGUUUGACUUUGGUGCUUUUGUAAAUAAAUACCCUAUGUAAUCUUCCCUAUUUAAAAGCUGCAGAAUUUUACUGAAGAAAUUUUAUCUUGUAUCAUAAAUUGGUAUAUUGUAGAAGUCAUUGUAAACAUGUCCUCCAUUGUAUCUUGUCAAUUAUACUUUGCAUUGUAUUCGUAUCCACAAUAGAGUUACUAUUCAAACA